Diceros bicornis minor is the source of this 1845-nucleotide messenger RNA. It is a transcript of the gene CBX3, whose product is annotated as chromobox 3. The record is from RefSeq and is a predicted model, not a curated record. The coding region runs from base 133 to 684 and encodes 183 amino acids. NCBI's taxonomy places the organism in Eukaryota, Metazoa, Chordata, Mammalia, Perissodactyla, Rhinocerotidae. Gene Ontology annotation, molecular function: chromatin binding. Gene Ontology annotation, biological process: chromatin organization; negative regulation of transcription by RNA polymerase II. Gene Ontology annotation, cellular component: nucleus; pericentric heterochromatin. The transcript is spliced from 6 exons.
CUGCGAAGCAAAAACGCCUCCGCCGAGAGGACUCUGGACAGCGUCCUCGCCCCUCCUUCCCUCUUCCUCCCCUCCGGGGACCACCAGGCGCCACGCCGCGAACGUAAUAGCUCUUCAAGUCUGCAAUAAAAAAUGGCCUCCAAUAAAACUACAUUGCAAAAAAUGGGAAAGAAACAGAAUGGAAAGAGUAAAAAAGUCGAAGAGGCAGAGCCUGAAGAAUUUGUGGUGGAAAAAGUCCUGGAUCGACGCGUAGUGAAUGGGAAGGUGGAGUAUUUCCUGAAGUGGAAGGGAUUUACAGAUGCUGACAAUACUUGGGAACCUGAAGAAAAUUUAGAUUGUCCAGAGUUAAUUGAAGCAUUUCUUAAUUCUCAAAAAGCUGGUAAAGAAAAGGAUGGUACAAAAAGAAAGUCUUUAUCUGACAGUGAGUCUGAUGAUAGCAAAUCAAAGAAGAAAAGAGAUGCUGCUGAUAAACCAAGAGGCUUUGCCAGAGGUCUUGAUCCUGAACGAAUAAUUGGUGCCACAGACAGCAGUGGAGAAUUAAUGUUUCUCAUGAAAUGGAAAGAUUCAGAUGAGGCAGACUUGGUGCUGGCAAAAGAGGCAAAUAUGAAGUGUCCUCAAAUUGUAAUUGCUUUUUAUGAAGAGAGACUAACUUGGCAUUCUUGUCCAGAAGAUGAAGCUCAAUAAUUACUUGCAUUGCUUUUUAUAUAUAUUUAUAUAUAUAUAUAAAAUCUUGAUCUUGGUUUUUUGGUUUAUUAGUGUGAAAAAAUAACUACAUUCUAAUGAAAAUCAAGUUUGAUAUGUUUGUUUUGAAGUAAUAUUGGAGUUGUUGGGGGUUUUUUUGCGUGUAUAGCACUGGUUACUUUGAACAAAUAAAAGCUUUCUGUAGUUGCUUCCUUUAUCAGAAAAGAACAUUUGAUACCAUGGUAUAUUACUUCCUCUGCAUUAGAGAACAGCUUUUCUAAAUGUUGGGGAAAAUCUCCAUAGGCAUAACUCAAUCAGAAUUUGUGUUUAACUCAUGUAUGCCUAAGGACCAUUCGGGGUUUUUUGUUUAUUUAGGGUUUUUUUGUGUGUAUACAUAAAAUGCAUAUGUAAACGGUUUUCUUUUCUUUCUUUUUUUAAACAUUCACCAAAACAAAACGGCAUUUCACAACCAUAGAUUAGCCCAUGUUUCUGGGAUGCCGUCAUUUUGAGCAACCUAAGAAAUAAAUCACUUCAAGUCUAAUUGAAAUUUUUCCAGAAGCCUUAACCUUUCAAAUUAAAUAGGUAAUUUUGUAAUUAAUUGGAAAAUUUAAAAGUAGCCAUAUCAGAAUUUGUAUCUACAGUCAUAUAAAUGCAAGUUUAUUUGCAAAACCCUGAAAGGAAAAUUUUAUCAUUACCAACAACCUCCCCACCCAAAUGAGAAAACUAGACAGAUCCUGGUGUGUUUUAAUUAGGCAAGCAAGGCUUAGUUAAGUGGACAUUUAAAGGUUCCUUCUAGUGAACCAACUUGAUAAGAAGUUGAAAUCCCUGGACUAUAUUGACUAAAAGGACAUGAUUCAUGGAAUGUGUAAGACUUAUUCAUGGAAACCUAAUCAGAUGGUUAGAGAUAUUGGCAGUUUAGGACCUGCUGGAAUAAAUGGGUGAACAAACUUUUGUAAUCUAAACUCAUGACCUGCAUGUUUUUUCUUUAUCCCAACUUACUCCUUACAUGUAGAUUCAGACUUCUCAGUAUUUGGGUUACUGGUUCAGCAGAAGCCAGGAGAAACAAUAACUUUGUAGUAGUCAGAAUGUUAUCCAACUGUAUAUUGUUUACUUUAUUGUAAAUACUGGUAAACGGUGGUCAAUAAAUAGUUUUAUAUUCCUUUA